AUGAGUCAGAACGCCGCGUCGUCCGCCAGUACUUCAGGCAACGGUAAGGGCAAGGCCCGUGCCGGCGCCGCCCUGGACGAGGAAGUAGACGAAAAAGUGCUACGGCGCCGGCUUCAAUACAAACUCCACCAACGCCGCCACCGCGCCAAGCAGAAGCAGAAGAUAACCACGCUCGAGCUUGAGGUGCAGAACCUGGCGGCAGAGGUUGAUACACUCAACCGUCAGCGUCACAAACUUCUAAUAGAUAACAAUUUUUUCGCGUCGCGCGGCACGACGGGCGGUGUGCCGGCUCGCGUGGCCAUGGAAUAUUUCCGGCUGUUCCAGUACAGCGUAUCUCCGAUGCAUAUCGACCAACAGGAGCAAUACCUGCGGGCCGUCAUGACAUCGGAGACCACCGGUCCGGACUACGUGGGCGUAGACACCGUGGUCACACAGUGGCGGCGAUUCUGCCAAUUCUUCGCGUACACGAGGUACGACCCGCUGUCCAUUAACGUCACAACUGUCGGCGACCUCACGGUCGUCGUGGUCGACUCCAUCUUCAGCAUCCGCGCACGGCGAGACGGCGUCGUCACGCUCUAUCCGUCGCUAAACGGCGACCUGGAGCUCACGCAGAAGCUGUCGGGCAGCAUCAUCAAUAUCCAGGGCAAGUACCGUUUCACGUUCGAUUCGAACGGGAUCGUCACGUGGUUCAGCGCGGAAUGGGACCUCGUCAACGCGCUACAACAAGCGCUGGGCGACCUGGCCGACGUCUCCGCAGUGCUUUCGGGUGCCAACAUUUCGUCGUCCACGGGUCAGAUCCAGGUCGACGAUGCACACGUACAGGAAACCAAGCCCCGAGUCGACCCUCGGCACAACGUAGAGUUCCUACUCUCAUAG
Molecule: messenger RNA, 876 nt
Organism: Phytophthora nicotianae INRA-310
Lineage: Eukaryota; Oomycota; Peronosporomycetes; Peronosporales; Peronosporaceae
Exons: 1
Coding region: 1-876 (291 amino acids)
Source: RefSeq, a predicted model, not a curated record